AUGGCCUCCUCCAAAAUGAGUAUGAAGCUUCUGGUUGACACAAAAGCCAACAAAGUCCUCUUUGCUGAGGCAGGAAAAGAAUUCGUAGAUUUCCUUUUCACCCUCCUCUCCCUUCCCGUGGCAACCAUCAUCAGGCUUCUCAAUAAGAACAGUAUGGUGGGGUCCCUGGGAAGCCUCUAUGAUAGCUUAGAAAGUCUGAGUGAAGCAUACAUGCAGCCUAACAAAAGCAAGGACCCUCUACUGAAACCAAUCCUCCAAGUCUCAGCUGCUGACUUUCCCCUUUUGUUAACCGAGAAUUUAUCAAUGGCGAAAAAGGUGUACAUGUGUGGAAGCUACCACCGAUUCAUAGCAGAUGAUCCUCGUGCCAUUUGCCCACAGUGCAAGUACACCUUAUCCACGGAGGUGCCUUACGUCGGCCCACCACCUGCUACAUCUGAGUCGUAUCAAAGGGAUGGAGGUUAUGUGAAAGGUAUUGUGACCUAUAUGGUGAAUGAUGAUCUAGCGGUUAAACCCAUGUCCACCAUAUCUGGAAUUGCUUUACUUAGAAACUACAAUGUGAAGGAAGUUGGAGUACUUGAAAAGGUGGUGGAAGUUACAUUGUCGGAGGGUUUAAAGCUGCUUAAGGCAUCUUUACAGACCAAGGAAGUUCUAACAAGCGUCUUCCUUUCUAAAAAGGCAGAUAAUAUAUCUGAUUGCUCCUCCUCAUUUUAA
This is a messenger RNA of Vitis vinifera (wine grape), 711 nucleotides long. RefSeq lists its product as uncharacterized. The record is from RefSeq and is a predicted model, not a curated record. Bases 1 to 711 code for a protein of 236 amino acids. NCBI's taxonomy places the organism in Eukaryota, Viridiplantae, Streptophyta, Magnoliopsida, Vitales, Vitaceae. The transcript has 2 exons.